This is a messenger RNA of Dalotia coriaria, 2454 nucleotides long. Its product is annotated as tyrosine decarboxylase-like. The transcript is spliced from 2 exons. Lineage: Eukaryota; Metazoa; Arthropoda; Insecta; Coleoptera; Staphylinidae. The record is from RefSeq and is a predicted model, not a curated record. Bases 654 to 2396 code for a protein of 580 amino acids. Gene Ontology annotation, molecular function: pyridoxal phosphate binding; carboxy-lyase activity. Gene Ontology annotation, cellular component: cytoplasm. Gene Ontology annotation, biological process: amino acid metabolic process.
AGUGUAAAAUGCGUGGCGCAAAUGUGUGUGAAACGCAAUCGCGUGUGACCACAAAACGAAAAAAGUUCACAACGUCAUGAAUGUAUGAUGUCACAACACAAUGGAAAUGAACAGGAACAGGGGAAAACCUCAAACAAGGAAAUCACAAUAACCACAAAACGAAUUUUAAACAAAAUGGCGGCGAUAUGAAUAAAUUAGGUCAAAGAUCUUUUUACUUUUUAAAUAUUGACACAAACAAUUAGUUAUUAUGAAGCAACAAAGUUAAACACAGAUGUUUAACACUAACAAUUAAGUUGACAAGUAGCGACACGUUCGCUAAGCUGCAAAAACAAGUGUUAACAUCCCCUAAUAACCAAACACUUACACUACAUAAUCUCAUUAUGUAGCUGGUGGAACAGAAACCAUACACCAUAAUAACACCCGACGCAAAUCGGUUCAUUAGCUUAGACAUUUUUUUUUGCAAGCCGUGAAACGUAAGACUUAGCAACCGACGUUCGUCCGAGUUGAGUGGGGCACAAACGAUGCUAAUAUAUUAAAUACCGACGCAUCGACAGGCCCACACUGGUGAUUAAGUGUUAAACGGUGUUAAUCGCUCAAAAGUGCAACGAAUUUCAAACAAUACACGCGUAAAUUGUUGAAAUAAAAACAACAAAAUGAACACCGAAGAGUUUAGAAUUCGUGGGAAGGAGAUGAUUGAUUACAUCUGUGACUACAUGACGAAUAUCUCCGAAAGAAGAGUUACACCAAGUGUUGAACCAGGGUAUCUGCGGAAGUUAUUACCAUCGGAUGCUCCUGAAGAAUCUGAAGAUUGGGAUGCGAUUAUGAAAGACGUGGAGGAGAAAAUUAUGCCUGGUGUUACCCACUGGCAACAUCCGCGUUUCCAUGCGUAUUUCCCAUCGGGGAAUUCAUAUCCAUCCAUUUUGGGGGAUAUGUUGAGUGAUGCGAUUGGAUGCAUCGGAUUUUCAUGGGCUGCAAGUCCGGCUUGCACAGAACUAGAAACAAUCGUAACCGAUUGGUUCGGUAAAGCAAUCAAUCUCCCCUCAGAAUUCAUCUCAUCCUCACCUUUAUCUCGUGGUGGAGGAGUAAUUCAAUCAUCCGCAAGUGAAUGCGUCUUAGUUUGCAUGUUAGCCGCACGUAAUCAAGCAAUAAACUAUCUAAAAAUCGCCGAUGAAGAAGAAUCUGUUUACCUGCCACGACUGGUUGCCUACUGUUCAAAAGAAUCGCACUCAUGCGUAGAGAAAGCCGCCAUGAUUCUUUUGGUAAAACUACGCAUCCUUGACGUGGAUAAAGAUUCAAACCUCAAUGGAGAGACUCUACGCGCCGCCAUGGAAGAAGACGAAGCGAAAGGAUUGUUUCCUUUCUUUGUAUCAACAACGCUAGGAUCCACAGCGUGUUGUUCUUUUGAUAAACUGAGGGAAAUUGGACCGAUUUGUAAGAGUAAGAAGAGUGUUUGGCUGCAUGUAGAUGGCGCUUACGCCGGAAAUGCAUUUAUUUGCCCUGAAUUAAGGCAACUUAUGGAUGGGAUUGAAUAUGCUGAUUCAUUCAACACUAAUCCUAAUAAAUGGCUGCUGGUGAACUUUGAUUGCUCUUGUUUAUGGGUGAAAGAUAGAAUGAGACUCACAGGAGCACUGAUUGUGGAUCCUUUGUAUUUACAACAUGCGAAUUCUGACGAGGCGAUUGAUUAUCGCCAUUGGGGCAUUCCUCUAAGUCGACGCUUCAGAUCCUUGAAGUUAUGGUUCGUUAUCCGGAAGUAUGGCAUUCGUGGCUUGAGGAAUUACAUUCGUAAUCAUAUAAUGCUAGCGAAAUACUUCGCUGAGUUAGUAGCUAAGGAUGAUGACUAUGAAGUCCUCAACGAUGUGAAAUUAGGACUUGUCUGUUUCCGGAUCAUCGGCAGUGAUGGUUUAAACCGAAGAUUAUUGGCGUUUAUUAAUGCUUCGGGUAAAAUGCAUAUGAUUCCUUCGAUGGUGAGCGGAAAAUAUGCGAUUCGAUUCUGUGUGGUUGCUGAACACGCCUCUAAAAAGAACAUGGAUGAUGCCUGGAUGUUAAUAAAGUCCAUGGCGCAAGAAUUAAUGGAAACUCAAGCGGUUACACCGGAAGCAGUCACGCGUCCGCCAUUAACACGACAAAAAUCUCGAAGAUUCUCUUUUACCAGACAAGUUUCACGCGAAGUUUAUACGAGAUCGUUGAGCAAAACCAACCUACACGAUGGUGCGACCCCUAUUCUCAUCCCAGAUGAUGAAACGCCUGAUUAUAACGAUGAUGACGAUGAAGAUUAUGAUUAUUGUGACUUGAAAGAUGUAAAUGGUGUGUUUGAUGCUGAAUUGCCAGCGAAUAUCAAACCCAACAGUAAUUUUAAAAUGUUGGCGACACGGUCGCAGAAUACGCAAUCGAGUUGAUCCAUAUGUGUGUGUAUUUAUUUAUGUGUAUCGUUAUUAUAAACUAAUCUAACGUAAA